GUUUGCUGGAUCAGAGCAAUAGCACUAGAUACCCAAUGAACAGAAAGAGAUGAUGAACGUGUUCUAAGGGGACCAAAUAUGAUAUUUUCAAGACUUCCUAAAGGUUCAUUAAAUGGCUAUAUCGAUCGCAACCUCUCACUUUCCUCAACCAUCAACUGGCCAUUUAUGAGCAAGGCAACAAGAAAAGAAAAGGAUUUUGAAGAAGCACUUCUUCAUGAUAAAGAAUCCACCAUUCAAGUUGGAACAUGCUGUCCCUGUCCCAGACUCCCUUUCAAAACAGCCUCAUCCCAAUCUUAAACUAUUCUCGCUCACUGAAGGUUCUGCCUGUUUUCCAUUUUCUUUUUUACAAUCCAAAAAAGAGUGAAUUUAAAAUUAUGAAAUUCAGAGGAGUUAUUUUGUUUUCCAUUUUACUCUUUUCGUCUAUAAAUCUCUCGUUCCUCUUCCUCGUCUUCUGUCCUGUGAGUGGCAAAGCUUCCUCCCUCUUCUCAUAUACAGUGGACUCGAGAUCAUGGAAGGCAGUUCCUCGAUCAGCCUAAAGAGAACCUACAGAUUGUUCGUCAGCACUUGGAAUGUCGGAGGUCUGCUCCCAUCAGACGAUGCCGAGUUAGAGGAAUGGCUGGACAUCAAGAACGGCCACUAUGACAUCUAUAUUCUCGGAUUUCAAGAGGUCGUGCCACUUAAUGCGAGGAACGUGUUGGGCCCGAAGAACAGGAGGGUCCUCGAGAGGUGGAGCUCGCUCAUAAGGAAGUCACUGAACAAGCUCCCAUCGUCCAAGCUACAUGAAGGGAAGCAAAAGGUGCACCCAAUGAAGGAAGAAGAAGAAGAAGAAAAAGAAGGCGGCCACGCACAAGAAUUCGAGUGUGUGGCGAGCAAGCAGAUGGUAGGGAUUCUCGUGUCGGUGUGGGCGAGAAGUGACCUCCGGCGAUGCAUUAGUCACCGGAGCAUUGCCUGCGUCGGCUGCGGAGUCAUGGGAUGCCUCGGAAACAAGGGAUCGGUCUCGAUUAGAUUCUUGCUGCACGAGACGAGUUUCUGCUUCGCUUGCUGCCACUUCGCCUCGGGAGGCAAAGAAGGGGACGAGGUGAAGAGGAACACGAACGCCAUGGAGAUCCUCUCGAGGACCACCUUCCCCUCCUCUCCUCCUCCUCCUCUCGACUUGCCACAGAAGAUUACUGAUCAUGACCGAGUGUUCUUGUUUGGUGACUUGAACUAUCGAAUCUCCUUGCCUAAUGCCUCCACGAGAUCCUUAAUGGAGCAAAAUCGUUGGAGCAUUUUGUUGCAGAAGGAUCAGCUAAGAAUGGAGUUCUCCAAGGGGAAGUUGUUUGAAGAUUGGCAAGAAGGCGCCAUAACGUUCUUCCCCACCUACAAAUAUUAUUUGAACUCCGAUAAAUAUUACGGAUGCGUUCCAACUCAAAAAAGCGGGAAGAGUCGAGCCCCGGCCUGGUGUGAUAGAAUUCUAUGGCGCGGCGAGGGGAUAAACCAAGAACGAUACGAUCGCUGCGAGUUGAGACUGUCUGAUCAUCGCCCGGUGCGGGGAAUCUUCGCUGUCGAUGUUGAUGUGCCGAAGAGCUCUAGCUAGAACAAGCAUCCAUCCACAUUUUGAGGAGGAAGCAUAGAGGAUUUAGCUGAUAGAAACAAACUGGAAAUUCUUAUGUAAAGGACUUUCUGUAAAUAUAGAAAAUAGUAUCGAAAGAAUAAUGAUGACAAUCUUAUUAUUUUUAUUUCUUCCCCGAAUAAUAAUAAUAUUCAUUGUAGCAAGAGUUAGGAAUGUGAAUUAACAAAAAAAAAAAAUGAUAACAAGUUUCUUCCAA
This is a messenger RNA of Zingiber officinale, 1808 nucleotides long. RefSeq names its product type IV inositol polyphosphate 5-phosphatase 9-like. Gene Ontology annotation, molecular function: phosphatidylinositol-4,5-bisphosphate 5-phosphatase activity; inositol-polyphosphate 5-phosphatase activity; phosphatidylinositol-3,4,5-trisphosphate 5-phosphatase activity. The record is from RefSeq and is a predicted model, not a curated record. Gene Ontology annotation, biological process: phosphatidylinositol dephosphorylation. NCBI's taxonomy places the organism in Eukaryota, Viridiplantae, Streptophyta, Magnoliopsida, Zingiberales, Zingiberaceae. Bases 509 to 1576 code for a protein of 355 amino acids. The transcript is spliced from 8 exons.